AUGAGGCGGACUCUUGGUAUGCCAGAUUGGAGUAGUGUUACUUUGAAGCCAUUUGUCUCAAACUUGGUUGCACGCCUCUCAGCGCGACUUUUUGUUGGGCCCGAAUUAUGCUGCAACAAAGAAUGGCUUGAACUCUCUACUGGCUACGCUAUUGACUGUUUUCUCGCUGCUUAUGCACUUCGUCGUUGGACACCCUUCCUACGAUGGCCCGCCAGUUGGCUCUUACCAGAAUGUCGUGCCCUGCGGAAACGAGUAGACGACGCUCGUCGGAUAUUAGAACCACUGUUAUCAUCACGUUAUGGUGGAAGUAAGCCAAGUCAACCCAACAGCGAAUUCAAGGGACGCACGGAAGAUACCAUUGAUUGGUUAAAAGAUGCAUUUGAAAAGGCCGGGGCCUCAGCUAAAUACAACGUGGCUGAUGCACAACUUGGUCUCAGCAUCGUGGCCAUACAUACCACAACAGAGCUGCUCACUGGUGCGCUCUUCGACAUUAUCGCAAGCGGGCCUCAAUUAGUGAAUGAGCUGCGACAGGAAAUCGUCACUGUUUUUGAGGCAGACAGUAUUUAUCAGUCUUGUCACCGCCGUGAAAAAUCUAUUUUCAACAAAACAAGCUUAUACGAGUUGAAAUUGCUCGACAGUACACUUAAGGAGUCCCAAAGAGUGCAUACCAGGGGAGUGGGCGCUAUGGGUCGCGUUGCUGAAGAGGACGUUCGUUUGCCUGACGGACUAGUCAUACCCAAAGGUGCGUCCUCGAUUGUUACCCUGGCAGCCUACAAUAACGAGAAUCUUUAUCCCGAGCCACAUAAAUUCAAUCCUCGUCGAUUCUUGCAACUGCGUUCGCAGCCAGGUCAGGAGAAAAACUGGCAGCUAGUGACCACAAGCCCCGACCACUUGGGUUUUGGGUACGGCGAUCACGCAUGUCCUGGACGGUUCCUCGCCGCCAACGAGGUUAAGAUUGCGCUGGUCUACUUGAUCAUGGAAUAUGACUGGAAGCUCUCGGGACAGAGGCCAGAAGACACAAUGGUGACCGGUUCUGUGCAUCAAGCCGACGCCAAAGCUCAAGUUAUGUUUAAGAAGAGGGCUUCGGAAGUAUGCCUCCAGUAA
This is a messenger RNA of Colletotrichum truncatum, 1104 nucleotides long. RefSeq names its product P450 monooxygenase. Gene Ontology annotation, molecular function: monooxygenase activity; iron ion binding; heme binding. Lineage: Eukaryota; Fungi; Ascomycota; Sordariomycetes; Glomerellales; Glomerellaceae. The record is from RefSeq and is a predicted model, not a curated record.